AUGAGCACACGAACGGCUGCUCUCGCUGAUCCCUCUCGAGGCCCGAACCGGAGCUUUUCGACCCGUUCUGCCCGGUCUGGUCGUGCUCCAGCUCCAGGUUUUCCCUCGUCCUCCUCAGCAGCAGCUGCCCCAGCGCCGGCCUCAGCAGGUGCCACGCCCACUACCGCCGCUGGCCCUGGCGCCGCCCACCACCCCCAAGCCCAAGCUCACACCCGCCAACCCUCACACUCACACACGCUCUCGCACUCACAGUCCUACUCCUCCCGCUCCCACUCACGCUCCAACUCCAACUCCAACGCCGCCAACUCGCAUCUCCCCCCUCACAGCAGCCAUCACCAACGCACCUCUUCUUCCGCCCGCAACUAUCAGCCGCAGUCCCUUUCGCAAAAUGACUACGAGGCCUCGCGCCUAGUCGCCGCCGUCAACGCCCACGCUCAACGAAGCUCCAGCAGAGACCGACAACCCCCGGCCAGGGGCCCCGAUCCCUCGCGGGCCCAUCGACGGAGCUCGUCUCGAUCAAAGAGCAGCAACAACCACCAAAGUCCUCAUCCCGAAAUGGCUCCCUCGGCCACCACGAGCAAUGGCGCCGGCUCCCAGAAUGCAGCCCAACCCCGGGAGCAUGGCCACGCCGAUGCGCCGCCCCGUCCCUCAACUUCCAAGCACGCGAGAUCGCGUACCGUCAUCCCGACCCAAUCUGGAAAAUGGAUGCUAGGCAAGACCAUUGGUGCUGGCAGCAUGGGCAAGGUCAAGCUCGCCCGAAAGGAGGAUGGCAGCGAACAGGUCGCCUGCAAAAUCAUCCCCCGUGGCUCGACCGAUGAUGGCCACCAGUCUCGCGCCGACAAGGAGCGCGCCGAUCAGUCCAAGGAGAUACGAACUGCCCGUGAGGCGGCCAUCGGUACUCUCCUAAACCAUCCCCACAUCUGUGCCGUUCACGAUGUUGUUCGUACCAAUCAUCACUGGUACAUGCUGUUCGAAUAUGUCAACGGAGGCCAGAUGCUCGAUUACAUCAUCUCUCACGGCAAGCUCAAGGAGAAGCAAGCCCGAAAGUUUAGCCGGCAAAUCGCGAGCGCUCUCGACUAUCUGCACAGGAACAGUAUUGUUCAUCGAGACCUCAAGAUCGAAAACAUUCUCAUCAGCAAGACGGGCGAUAUCAAGAUCAUCGAUUUUGGUCUGAGCAACCUAUUUGCGCCUCGUAGUCAUCUCAAGACCUUCUGUGGCUCCCUUUACUUUGCCGCCCCUGAACUCCUGCAGGCUAGGGCGUAUACUGGUCCGGAAGUGGACGUGUGGAGCUUCGGUAUCGUCCUCUACGUCCUGGUUUGUGGCAAAGUUCCCUUUGACGAUCAGAGCAUGCCUGCGCUACACGCCAAGAUCAAGAGAGGUCUUGUUGAUUACCCGGCGUGGUUGUCAAGUGAAUGCAAACAUCUUCUAUCCCGCAUGCUUGUCACGGAUCCCAAGCAGCGAGCGACCAUGCAGGAGGUGCUGAACCAUCCUUGGAUGAUCAAGGGCUUCAACGGCCCACCGGAGAACUACCUCCCUGCCCGUGAGCCUCUGACGACACCCUUGGAGCCAGAGGUUGUUCUAGCCAUGCAAGGCUUCAACUUUGGCACCCCUGAGAGCAUCAACGCACAGCUCACCAAGAUUAUCGAGUCAGAGGAAUACCAGCGUGCGAUCAAACUCUAUCAACGAGAAAAGGACACUCCCCCACCAACCAAGGAUGCCGAGAAGAGAAGGCCAUUUGGAUUUGAUUUCUACAAGCGGAGGAACUCUGGCAACAGCCGUGAUACUCUGACAGGCCCCAGCUCUGAAGCGCUCCAGAUUGGCAGCGACCCUAUGAAUGCCUUUAGCCCUCUCGUGUCUAUCUAUUAUCUGGUAAAGGAGAAACAGGAUCGGGAUCAUGCCGACAUGGCUCAUCCGCCAGCAGCGCACUCCCAGUCGGUGCCGGAGAUCGCACCACCCCAGGAGGCCCAUACUAAUGCUGCGGCCUACGAGAUGCCUGGCGAGAAACCCACCGGUGGCCGCACGAGACCUCGCGCUCGCACACAUGGUGAGGACGACAUGCCUGAAGUGCCAAAGCCUCCUCCGCCUCCGGAGCCCAAGGUUGAGCAGUUCCACAAGAAGGAGGGCACUGCGGCCGGUCUCCUGCGUCGGUUUAGCACGCGGAAGCGUAAGGAGCCUGAGCGACUGGACAAGGACCGGUCCCAUCCUCCUGUUGUGCAGGUUCACUCGCCAGCUGAACCCUCACCCCUCGCUCCCCGAAAGAGCUUCAGUAUCCGUCGUGGACGACGCGAGCGGGAUGAGGCCGCGGAUGCGCGGUUCCGUUCUGGCAGCAGCCAGCCUCAGACCAGCGAGCUUCUCAGUCCGCCCAUGUCUGCUGGUGGCACCAAGGAGUCUCGGCGUACUGGUGGCCUUGGUCGAUCGACGAGUGUCAACUCGGCUGAUCUCAGGCGAAGGAAGGAUGCCCCAGCCACCAGUGGCUCCGAUCAGUCUGUUUUGAACGAGGAUUCUCUGAGUACACACCGCAGCCACGGGCACAGUCGAUCAGUUAGCAUGCGGGCCAAGUCGAUCGGUCACGCCCGGAGGGAGAGCAUUCAACAACGCCGCAUGAGGAGAGAAGCAGCCCAGGAAGCCAAUGUGCCCGAAGAGACGGAUCAGGAGCUCGAGCAGAGUGGUGUCUCAACCGACCGACUAGAUGACACCGAGCUGGCGAAGCCGGUAUACCUGAAGGGACUCUUCAGCGUAUCAACAACAUCCGGCAAAUCAGUGCCAGCGAUCAGAACCGAUAUCAAGCGAGUCCUGCGGCAACUCAAUGUGGACUACACAGAGAUCAAGGGAGGAUUCAGCUGCAGUCAUUCGCCAAGCAUUGACCUUAACAGGGUACAAGACCCUCCUAUGAGCCCUGGGAUGACACCAGGACACAAGAGGCGAUUCAGCUUCGGAGGUCUCAUGAGGGGAGACGAUCGUGAGCGUGAGCGAGAUGAGUUUCGCGAAUCGGAGCGACCUCCCACAACGCCUCGAACACCUGGUCGCCCAGACCGCAGCUUCUCCAACUCUGAGACGUCGUUUGACAGCAUUCCCGGAAGAAGCGGCAACCAGUCAAGGCGGGUGCCUGGGGAGACGAGCACUCAAGUGCAGAGUGAUCUUGGAGGAAGCAUGGUGUUGGAGUUUGAGAUCUUUAUCGUCAAGGUGCCACUGCUAUCACUACACGGCAUUCAGUUCAAGCAAGUGACGGGCAACACGUGGCAGUACAAGAGCAUGGCUGAUCAUAUUCUUCGGGAACUGAGGCUGUAA
Fusarium vanettenii 77-13-4 is the source of this 3288-nucleotide messenger RNA. RefSeq lists its product as uncharacterized. Gene Ontology annotation, biological process: microtubule cytoskeleton organization; protein phosphorylation; intracellular signal transduction. Gene Ontology annotation, cellular component: cytoplasm. The record is from RefSeq and is a predicted model, not a curated record. The transcript is spliced from 4 exons. Bases 1 to 3288 code for a protein of 1095 amino acids. NCBI's taxonomy places the organism in Eukaryota, Fungi, Ascomycota, Sordariomycetes, Hypocreales, Nectriaceae. Gene Ontology annotation, molecular function: ATP binding; protein serine/threonine kinase activity; tau-protein kinase activity.